Didymella exigua CBS 183.55 is the source of this 3837-nucleotide messenger RNA. RefSeq names its product ARM repeat-containing protein. The transcript is spliced from 4 exons. Gene Ontology annotation, molecular function: small GTPase binding; nuclear import signal receptor activity. Gene Ontology annotation, cellular component: nucleus; cytoplasm. Gene Ontology annotation, biological process: protein import into nucleus. The coding region runs from base 257 to 3538 and encodes 1093 amino acids. NCBI's taxonomy places the organism in Eukaryota, Fungi, Ascomycota, Dothideomycetes, Pleosporales, Didymellaceae. The record is from RefSeq and is a predicted model, not a curated record.
GCUCUUCCAAGAAAUUUCCACAGCAACCGUACAAUAGUCGCAGCCUGGAAGUGCCCUCGUACGGCUUCUCCUCCACGCACACUUCAACGAGCUUCGCCGUCCGCGCAGAAGCACCGCUUUCAACAGGAAGGCGCUGACGACCACGCGCGCACCCACCCCACCAUCGCCGCCGAAUCCCUUGCCUUCUGCUGCACCCAACGCUCAUUGCCACCACUACCACGGGCGCCGCCCGCAAUACCCACGAACCUCAUACACCAUGUCGGUCCUCCCGGCCGAAGUACACACCGCCCUUGCGAAUCUGCUGCGAGGCCUCCAGUCGCCCGACAACGUGCAGCGCACCACGGCCGAGCAGCAGCUGAACGAGGAAUGGGUCGCCCAAAGACCAGAGGUCCUCCUCAUGGGCCUGUCAGAGCAGAUUGAGCUGGCACAAGAGACCGCCACCCGUACAUUCGCCGCUGUUAUCUUCCGGCGCCAAUCAUCCAAGCCUCGCAAGACCCAGUCAGGCCAGACCGCAGACCUGUUCUUGACUCUCCAGGCACCUGAGCGCGAGGCUAUCCGCGCAAAGCUGCUGCAAUGCCUGGCCAACGAGGCCGACAACUCAGUCAGAUCCAAAGUUGGCGACGCAGUUGCUGAGCUCGCACGACAGCACACAGACGAAGGUGUUGCAUGGCCCGAGCUGCUGGGCGCAUUGUUCCAGGCCAGCCAGUCGUCCGUUCCUGCUCAGCGUGAGAACGCAUUCAGGAUAUUUUCCACAACCCCUCAGAUCAUCGAAAAACAGCACGAGGACGUCGUCAUGAGCGCCUUCAAGGGCGGAUUUGCGGACAGCGAGACCUCCGUACGAAUCUCCGCAGUCGAGGCAUUCGCUUCUUUCUUCCGCUCAAUCACGAAGAAGGCCCAGUCCAAGUACUUUGGCCUUGUACCCGAGAUCUUGAACAUCCUCCCACCGAUCAAGGACUCCAGGGAUGCAGAGCUACUCACCAAGGCACUCAUCUCCCUCAUCGACCUCGCUGAGGUGGCACCCAAGAUGUUCAAGCCGCUGUUCAACAGUCUUGUACACUUCAGCAUCUCCGUUAUUCAGGACAAGGAGCUUGGUGAGACCGCUCGCCAGAACGCUCUGGAGCUCAUGGCCACUUUCGCAGACAAUGCACCGCAGAUGUGCAAGAAGGACCCGAACUUUACCAAUGACAUGGUCACACAAUGUUUGUCGCUGAUGACUGAUGUCGGCGCGGACGACGAUGAUGCUGAGGAGUGGAACGUCUCUGAGGAUCUUGACGAGGAGAGUGACUCCAACCACGUUGCUGGAGAGCAGUGCAUGGAUCGUCUGGCCAACAAGCUCGGGGGACAGGCUAUCCUGCCUCCCACAUUCAAUUGGCUGCCUCGCAUGAUGACUUCAUCGGCAUGGAGAGACAGGCAUGCGGCUUUGAUGGCCAUCUCUGCUAUCUCGGAGGGCUGCCGUGAACUGAUGAUCGGGGAGCUUGACAAGGUCUUGGAUCUUGUCAUCCCUGCUCUGCGCGAUCCUCACCCUCGUGUGCGUUGGGCCGGCUGCAACGCUGUCGGUCAGAUGAGCACUGACUUCGCAGGAACCAUGCAGGGCCAGUACCACCAGAUCGUCCUGCCUAACAUUAUCCCAGUUCUCGAGUCUUCGGAGCCUCGUGUGCAGGCGCACGCUGCUGCCGCCCUUGUCAACUUCUGCGAGGAGGCCGAAAAGGACAUCCUUGCGCCAUACCUGGACCAGCUUCUCAACCAUCUCCUCAUGCUACUGCAGAGCCCUAAGCGCUUUGUCCAGGAGCAAGCACUUUCGACCAUCGCGACCGUCGCCGAUUCCGCCGAGACUGCCUUCGGAACCUACUACAACACCCUUAUGCCUCUUCUCUUCAACGUCCUGCAAGAAGAGCAGUCUAAGGAGUAUCGUCUUCUGCGUGCGAAGGCUAUGGAGUGCGCAACACUCAUUGCGCUCGCUGUUGGAAAGGAAAGGAUGGGGCAGGACGCUCUCAACCUGGUGCAGCUUCUUGGUCGCAUUCAGAACAGUGUUACUGAGUCCGACGAUCCACAGGCAUCUUACUUGCUCCACUGCUGGGGUCGCAUGUGCCGUGUGAUGGGUCGCGAGUUUGUGCCCUUCCUGGCCGGCGUCAUCCCUCCUCUGACCGAGCUUGCCGGUGCCAAGGCCGACAUCCAGCUACUCGACGAUGAGGACCAGGUUGCUCAGAUCCAGGAUGAGGAGGGCUGGGAGCUUGUCCCCUUGAAGGGCAAGGUCAUUGGUAUUAAGACCAGCAUUCUCGACGACAAGCACAUGGCUAUUGAGCUCAUCGUCAUCUACGCCCAGGUCCUGGAAGACGCUUUCGAGCCAUACGUCAACGACAUCAUGGACAAGAUUGCUCUGCCCGGUCUGGCAUUCUUCUUCCAUGACCCUGUUCGUGUCGCAUCCGCAAAGUGUGUUCCCGCUCUCCUGAACGCCUACAAGAAAGCGCACGGCCCAGAGUCGACACAGCUUGGUCAGCUUUGGGAGCGCACUGUUGAGCGCGUUCUCGAGGUUCUCAGCACCGAGCCCGCAAUUGACACUCUUGCAGAGAUGUACCAGUGCUUCUACGAGUGCUUGGAGUGCAUUGGCAAGAACUGUCUGACCCAGACUCAUAUGGGCGCGUUCAUCGAAAGUGCCCGCACUGUCUUGGUCGACUACCAGGAGCGCGUGAAGGACCGCCUUGAGGAGCAGGCUGAGAACGAGGAUGGCGAGGAGGCUUCUGAGGAGAUGUUGUUUGCCAUUGAGGAUGACCAGAACCUCCUGUCCGAUAUGAACAAGGCCUUCCACACCAUCUUCAAGAACAUGGGCACACAGUUCCUGCCCCACUGGGAGAAGCUGAUGGAGUUCUACUCAAGCGCUAUCGUCAACCCUGAUCCCACACAGCGCCAGUGGGCUAUCUGUAUCUUCGAUGAUGUUCUUGAGUUUGCCGGGCCCGAAUCAUGGAAGUACAACCAGCAGAUCAUCCAGCCGCUCAUUGCUGGUAUGCAGGACGAGGUACCCGCCAACCGACAGGCUGCUGUCUACGGCGUUGGUGUCGCUGCGCAUAAGGGUGGUGAGGCUUGGUCAGACUUCGCCGCUGCCUCUCUCCCUACACUUUUCCAGGUCUGCCAACGACCCAAUGCCCGUGACGACGACGAUGUCUUCGCCACAGAAAACGCGUCCGCAGCCAUUGCUAAGAUCCUACUUCACAAUACCGCCAAGGUGCAGAACUGGCAAGACGUUGCUACCGCUUGGGUCGACACUCUCCCCAUUGUCAACGACGAGGAGGCAGCACCUUUCUCAUACAGCUUCCUUGCCAAGCUCAUCGAGCAGCAGAACCAGGCUGUAUUCUCUCAGCCAGCCAAGGUUUUCACAUUCACCGUGCAGGCUCUCGAGGCCGAGACACUACAGGGCACCACUGCCACACAUGUUGUCAACGCGGUCAAGAGCCUCAUCCAGGCCACCAGCACAAAUCUCGGUCAGGUCGCCGGCAGCCUUACCCCCGAGCAGCAGCGUACAGCACAGGCCUACUUCAGCUAGGAGCUGAACGGGUACAAGGUCGCACAACCGAAAUGGCCGAGUAGAAAUUAGGGAUCGAAGGCCCGAUAGCCGGAAAUUCGCGCCACCAAAACCUGGACAUGUCGCGGGUGUUCUUCAAAGCGUCAGAGGAGGAAGUAAAGGCAUAGGGCGGCGUUUGCGUUCAUGUUAUGAAUGAUGGAGAUGACGGAAGGGUGUACUUGGUUAGACUAUUUUAUCACAGAUUCCCCCGUUCCCCCAAGGACUAUGGUCCAACAUAUGUAGAAAAGUGCAUAAGAUUUUACAAAGUUCAAAGCUCUUGC